Molecule: messenger RNA, 879 nt
Organism: Mizuhopecten yessoensis (Yesso scallop)
Lineage: Eukaryota; Metazoa; Mollusca; Bivalvia; Pectinida; Pectinidae
Exons: 1
Coding region: 1-879 (292 amino acids)
Biological process (GO): deoxyribonucleotide biosynthetic process
Cellular component (GO): cytosol
Molecular function (GO): ribonucleoside-diphosphate reductase activity, thioredoxin disulfide as acceptor
Source: RefSeq, a predicted model, not a curated record
AUGUGGUACAAAGACACCGCAGGUAAAAUGGACACUCAGGGCGACGAAAACUUGGGAUACGUCGCGAGGAAAGCGUUGACGGCAAGAAGUCGCACCGUCGAUUUGAUGGGGAAAAUCCAUUCGGACGUGUUUGCACAGGAACGCUACUUAGUCAACAACGUCGACGUGGAAAUAAACAUGUCACGCAGUAAGGAGGUGUUCUGUCUCAAUGAAGCGGGCGACACGUUUAAAGCGGUCGUGCAAGAUAUCUGUCUGUACGCAGGGAAAGUGCGUUUGAAUCCGACCGUUCGCCUUGCUUACGCAAGAGCCAUGGAAAAAACUCCAGCCAAGUAUCCGAUACGGAGAAUAGAAAUGAAAGUGACGUCCGUGCCUCGAGGUAACAUGGACUUUACCAAGGACAACCUGUUCAUAGGACAGAUGCCCAAGAGGAUCGUCCUGGGCAUGGUCGACACGGACGCUUUUAACGGUACCGCCACCAAAAAUCCUUUCAAUUUCAAACACCACAAGGUCGAUUACGUGUGUCUUAAUGUGGACGGGAAACAAAUUCCAGCCAAGCCAUUACAACCGGACUUCACGAACGGUCAGUACGUGCGCAGCUACAUGAAUCUCUAUACGAGCACGGGUAAAAUUUACCACGACGAGGGAAACAACGUGUCUCGAGAGGAAUUCGGGAAAGGAUACACCCUGUUCGGAUUCGACCUCACGCCCGAUCUGUCGGAGAUGGGCACAUUUCAUCUCAUAAAAAGCGGAAACAUGAGUCUACACCUUCAUUUCAACGAGAUUUUAACAGCGACGAUCAACGUCAUAGUGUAUGCAGAGUUUGACAACAUCAUAGAAAUCGACCGUAACAGACAGAUUUUAUUCGAUUACAGCGCAUGA